UAAAUAAUUGAGCAGAAAAAAGAAAGCAUACAUAUGCAUGCAAAUGCAGUAGGCAAGCCCCUCAGAUGGUUUCUCUUGAAUCAUGAUACAGGAGGUUGCUAUGGCGCUGCUAUUUGGAAUAGGAUAUGCAGGCAUAAUUUUUGAAGGAUCUCUGGCUUUCAAUAAAAGUGGAGUGGGACUGUUAAUGGCUGUGAGUUUGUGGGUGAUACGUAUCAUUGGGGCUCCUUCAACUGAUAUAGCUGUUUCAGAAUUAUUGCAUGCAUCUGCCGAAGUUAGUGAAAUAGUAAUUUUCUUGCUUGGUGCGAUGACCAUUGUUGAGAUAGUUGAUGCUCAUCAAGGGCUUAAGUUGGUUACUGACAAUAUAACUACUCGAAAGCCAAGGAUUUUGCUUUGGGUGGUUGGUUUUGUGACUUUUUCCCUCAGUUCAGUCCUUGACAAUUUGACCACCACUAUUGUUAUGGUUUCCAUGCUGCGUAAACUUGUACCUCCAUCAGAAUACCGCAAGCUUUUAGGGGCUGUUGUUGUGAUUGCAGCAAAUGCUGGUGGUGCAUGGACUCCAAUUGGUGAUGUUACCACUACUAUGUUGUGGAUACAUGGCCAAAUAUCUACCUUGCAGACAAUGAAGGACUUAUUUGUACCUUCAGCAGUUUCUUUGGCUGUACCUCUGGCUCUUUUGUCACUUACUAGAUUGCAUUUGUCAUUCAGUGAAGUUAAUGGGAAGGGAGUGGACUCGCCAAUUAUUUUGGCAUCUGAACAGAUAGCACCUCGAGGACAGCUUGUUUUAUCUGUUGGAAUUGGAGCGCUUGUGUUUGUCCCAGUAUUCAAGGCAAUAACAGGUCUGCCUCCUUACAUGGGAAUCCUGCUUGGACUUGGGGUACUUUGGAUUCUAACAGACGCAAUCCAUUAUGGUGAGUCUGAAAGGCAACAGUUGAAAGUACCCCAGGCUUUAUCGCGAAUUGACACUCAAGGAGCCCUUUUCUUCCUUGGGAUCCUUUUAUCUGUAAGCAGCUUGGAGGCAGCUGGGAUUCUACGGGAACUGGCAAAUUACCUGGAUGCCCACGUUCCCAAUGUUGAGUUGAUUGCAAGCAUAAUAGGGCUAGUUUCAGCAAUUAUAGACAACGUACCACUGGUUGCAGCCACAAUGGGAAUGUACGAUCUUACUUCCUUCCCCAAAGACUCGGAGUUCUGGCAGUUGGUUGCAUAUUGCGCCGGCACUGGUGGGUCCAUCCUGGUUAUAGGCUCUGCAGCAGGAGUUGCAUUCAUGGGAAUGGAAAAAGUUGAUUUCUUUUGGUACUUCCGGAAGUUGCAAAUGCAAGCGAGCCAGAGCAGAGUAAAUGGCAUCAUGUAAUGUAGUGGAUUGAUCAGCUGAACUGAAACGUGUGAUUGGUAGAAUGUUAAAAUAGUUUAGGGACGCAGGAAGCUUCUGCAGCAUACAUUUAUACAAAGAGAUCUAAAGCCUAUUUCUAUCAGAUAUGCCAAAUGCCGUUCAAAUUCUCUUGCAUCUAGUUCUAGACGUACUUAGUCCU
Diospyros lotus (date-plum) is the source of this 1526-nucleotide messenger RNA. RefSeq names its product sodium/proton antiporter 1. Gene Ontology annotation, cellular component: membrane. Gene Ontology annotation, molecular function: antiporter activity. The coding region runs from base 83 to 1348 and encodes 421 amino acids. Gene Ontology annotation, biological process: transmembrane transport; sodium ion transport. Lineage: Eukaryota; Viridiplantae; Streptophyta; Magnoliopsida; Ericales; Ebenaceae. The record is from RefSeq and is a predicted model, not a curated record. The transcript is spliced from 8 exons.